Messenger RNA from Salvelinus namaycush (lake trout), 2567 nucleotides. It is a transcript of the gene rpn2, whose product is annotated as ribophorin II. Gene Ontology annotation, cellular component: oligosaccharyltransferase complex; membrane. NCBI's taxonomy places the organism in Eukaryota, Metazoa, Chordata, Actinopteri, Salmoniformes, Salmonidae. Gene Ontology annotation, biological process: protein N-linked glycosylation. Bases 80 to 1972 code for a protein of 630 amino acids. The record is from RefSeq and is a predicted model, not a curated record. The transcript is spliced from 16 exons.
CUUUGAAAUGGUAGUGUCCAAGGCUUGGAUCCCGGAAGCAAUUCCGGCUCUUUGGUGACGCUGCAUUAGACGACAAGAAAUGGCCCAACCUCGUUUGUUCAGCUUGGUCCUCCUCACCGUGGCUCUCGGAGCCCAGGCUCUGACCCCAUCCUAUCACCUUUCCCUGUCAGACGUUGCUAGACUUCAAGCUCUCCUGAGCCAACCCUUCACAGACCUGGCAUCAGCAUACUACUCGAUUGUUGGUCUAAGCAAGCUUGGAGCCUCAGUUGCUGAUGAAAAUGAUGCCUGUCAUUUCUUGAAGGCCCAACUGGACCCCAUGAGUGUCGACUCCCUCUUCUUUGCUGCUGAGGCCAGUCAGGCCAUCUCAGACUGUGAGAUCCCGGUGUCCAAUGAGACCCGUGACAUCCUUCUGGCAGCAGUCAGCGAGGACUCCACAGUCACGCAGAUCUUCAGAGCUGUUAGCGCCCUCAGUUCCCUAGGGCUUCCUCUGGCUUCACAGGAAGUUGUCGGUGCCCUGGUCGCCCGUAUUGCUAAAGAGGACAACGUCUUGGCGAUCACCACGGCACUCCAGACUGCCACCCGUCUCUCCCAGCAGGCUGACUUUGGAGGAAUCCUGGAGGAGAUUGAGGAUCUUGCAGCACGAUUGGAUGACUUGGGUGGAGUGUACCUCCAGUUCGAGGAGGGACUUGAGGCAACUGCCCUCUUUGUGACAGCAGCCUACACACUCUCAGACCAUGUGGACACAGAGCCUCCUCUGAAAGAGGACCAGGUGAUCCAGCUCGUGAACUCUGUGUUCAGUAAGAAGUCCUGGCAAUCCCUGUCUGAGGCAUUCAGUGUAGCCUGUGCUGCUGCCGCCCUCUCCAACAACCGCUUCCAGGUGCCAGUCAUCGUCAGCGCCCAGGGGCCUGCCACCGUCUCCCACAACCAGCCAAUCCUGCAGCUUCUGGUGACUGACGUCCUCUCCAAUCCUCUUGCCUCAGCCAGUGUGGUAGUGGAAUCUGCUCAAGCUGUGGUCUCUAAGAACGUCAUACUCACCCAGGCACCUUUCUCCCUCAGGGAUGGCAUUUUUGAACUGAACUUCAUGACUAGCCAGCCAGCCAGUGGAUAUUACCAGUUCACUGUGGCUAUCACCGGGGACACCCGAUUGGUUGCCAGUCAGGUUGAGCUAAAAGUGAAGGUGUCCACUGAGGUGGCCAUCACUAAUAUGGACCUGUCUGUAGUGGAUAAGGACCAAAGCAUCGGCACCAAGACAUCCAGGGUGGACUAUCCCUUCAAGGCCAAGGGCUCUUUUACUGCAGACAGCCACCAGAACUUUGCCAUGACUUUCCAGUUAGUGGAUGUCAACACUGGAGUAGAGCUCACGCCCCAUCAGACCUUUGUGAGGUUGCACAAUCAUAAAACUGGCCAGGAGGUUGUGUUUGUGGCCGAGCCUGACAGUAAGAACCUUUACAAGUUUGAGCUGGACACAGCAGAGAGGAAGUCUGAGUUUGACUCCAUGUCUGGAACAUAUGCCCUCCACCUCAUUGUGGGAGAUGCCACCUUGGAGAACCCCAUUCUGUGGAACGUGGCUGACGUUGUCUUGAAGUUCCUUGAUGAGGAGGCCCCAGCAGCCAUCCAAUCUAAGACCCUUUACAUGCCUAAGCCAGAUAUCCAGCACUUGUUCCGGGAGCCAGAGAAGAAGCCACCCACAGUGGUGUCCAACGCCUUCACAGCCCUCGUCCUCUCACCCUUCCUGCUGCUGCUUAUUCUGUGGUUCAAACUCGGGGCCAACAUCUCAAACUUCAGCUUCUCCCCCAGCGCUGUCCUCUUCCAUGUGGGCCACGCAUGCAUGCUGGGACUGAUGUACGUCUACUGGACUCACCUCAACAUGUUCCAGACCCUCAAGUACCUGGCCAUCAUCGGCAGUCUCACCUUCCUGGCUGGAAACCGCAUGUUGGCCCAGAAAGCAGUCAAGAGAAUUGCAAGUAAAUGAUGACCGAAGAUUGGAGACAUAAGAUGCUUAGUUCUUGGUUUUCAAGGAGUCAUUUAAGGGCACAUCAACCAUCAGACUGUCAUCAAAGGCAUGUUAUUCCAUGAAUCCAAUAGAAAAUUUGAAAUGCAGUUUGACUUCAUUUGAAAGUAAAUGUUAACUCUACCGAGCCCUUUGAUUUUAUCGGACAGAUGCUUACUGACACAGAUGCUCCUACUGAGGUCUGUAACACUAAUCAUCCUUGCACUUCAUUUUUGUUUGACUGUUUUGCAAAUGCCCUUUUUAAAAUAUUUGUUUUUAUAAUGGGCUUGGGGAUAUAAUUUUGUGGUUUCAUAAUGAAAUGUGGAUGGAUUUUUUUUUUCUUUUUUACAUUCAUGUUUCUCAGUGCCCAUCUUACCACUGCUUUGUAAAAAGUUGCAUCAAGAAGGUAGCCAUCAAUUUUACAAGGCCUUUUGAUAGAAGUUGAUUGAGGUGGCUUCACUGACAUGUUCAUCGUAAGUCUGUAAUUAUUUGCUUGUCUCCUCACUGAAUUACAUGUGGAGGGUGUGAGCUAUUCACUCAUUACAAUAAAGACCCCCCCCCCCCCCCCCCCCCCACA